Molecule: messenger RNA, 1021 nt
Organism: Cottoperca gobio
Lineage: Eukaryota; Metazoa; Chordata; Actinopteri; Perciformes; Bovichtidae
Product: FYN-binding protein 1-like
Exons: 10
Coding region: 68-985 (305 amino acids)
Biological process (GO): integrin-mediated signaling pathway; protein localization to plasma membrane; T cell receptor signaling pathway
Cellular component (GO): plasma membrane
Source: RefSeq, a predicted model, not a curated record
AGCACAAUCAGACAAUCAUGAAGAUAGCAGGAUUUGAAACACAGAGUGACAAGUGACUCCUCUGGUCAUGAAAUCUGCAGCAAAUACUGAGCAAUACUUCUCUCUUGCUUCAACCAAGGCGGCACGGCUGAAUGACGAAAUACUGAACACAAUUCUGAAACCAAAAACCCAGGAAUCAGACGUGCCAUGCCAACACAAGAAGUUAUCUCGGGCCCAGCAGCGUUUGACUGACAGACAUGACGGGGUGGAAAACAUCUUGAGAUCUAAACCUCCCAAACUUCCAGAGACGCAGAAAGCAAACUACAGAAGGGUAUGUGGAACCCAAAAUGAACUCCGAAGAGAGAGCACUAACCCCUCUGUUCCUAAGAAUAGGCUUCCUCGUGAGCUUGUUCUGGGAAAGCCUCCUCCGAAGCCUGCAAGGCCUCCGAGUGUCGACAUCCAUCGCUUCAGGAGGAAUCUGAAAUUCAGGGAUGGACCACAGAUAAAGAUGUGUCCUGUUGCUCCUCCGCUUGUCCCUCCACGUCUCCCUUCAUGCCCAUCAGCCGACCAUGCAGCUGCUUUGAAUCAACAGUUGUACACGGACGACAUCUAUGACGAUGUCGACAUUAUGGACUUUCCGCACCGCCUUACAGGACAUCCCUCAAAGAGGAGAGAGGGGCCAAUAGAAACCAUCGUCUCGGAGGAAAUAAAAGGCCAGAACAUAAUAACCAAGACAAAUAAGAGGAACCAAGAAGCAAAGAAGAAGUUCAAGAUGAAAGGAUCUGUUCAGGUAAUCGAGAAGAGGAAGUCGUUUGGAGGAAACUCAGACUUGUAUCUGAAUCAAGGCCGUGACGAUUUAAAGGAAGAGGAGGAGACCGGGCCUCUUUCCAAGUCUUCUGCAGGUGCACCAGUUGAUGUUUACAGAGUUUAUCCUCUGCCACAACCAAACACAAAUGGAGAUGAUGUUUAUGAUGAUAUUGAUGGAUGUAUCUACUAUAAUGUCUGACGAUGUGAAGGGCUUGGAUCAUUUUAAUGACAUGGG